AUGGCCAAAUGUCAAACAAUUGUCAAAAACUACUUAUGGGGUGAUGGAUCAUGUAAACAUGUUGCAGCUGCACUUUUUGGAAUUUUGACCUUCAGCACCGAUCUUCAUGACAGUGCUGGUCCAUCGGUUACUGAUGUACCAGCUUACUGGACGGCUCCAAAACGCAUUUGCAAGCCAGUGGCUGUAGAAGAUUUAGAUAUUAGAGCUGAUGUCACUACAGCACGCUCUGAUGGGCCUACACAUCAGGAUGGAUACUUUCCAAUUCCAGAGGAUCAACUUGAUAAAAAAAGGAUCGAAAAAGACAUGGUGAAACUUUUGAAAAACUGUAAAGUUCCUGGUGUUGCCUUAUACACGUUAUCUGAUUCAGAUUCAGAUUUAGAGGACAUCGAAAGAGAUAAUUUUAAAAACACAGUCGAUUUGGUUAGAGAUUCUGGAUACAGUAGUCUUUGCGAAUAUACACAUAAAUAUAAGGAUCAAAUCAGAGAAGGCACGUUCGGUCAAAGUAGUAAUCAAAUGUGGAAGUAUCAAAGACUUGGGCGACUCACUGCAUCUAUGUUUUACAAAGCUUACCAUUAUAAAGGAGGUAAAGAAAACAACAGCAUUGUAAAAUCCUGCCUUGGGAAGUAUGGAGACUUUACUACCAAGGCAACUCAAUAUGGCAUCGAGAAGGAGGCCAUUGCCAGAACUCAGUAUGUUGAUAAGAUGUUCAAUCUGCACACAUCUUUUUUAUGUGAAGAAACAGGACUUCACUUAAAUCCACAGUUCCCUUAUUUAGGAGCAUCCCCCGAUGGACUUGUGAAGUGUAAAUGUUGUCAGCAAGGUGUACUCGAAAUUAAAUGUCCAUUUUCAAUGCGAGAUUUGACACCUGAGGAAGCUCUGACUAAACUUCCCUCAUUUCGUGAAUCAAAUGGAAAAAUGGAACUGAUACAGAAUGUAAAUUCCCCAUACUACAUUCAAAUGUUAGGACAAAUGGGGAUCUGUAAGGCACCAUAUUGUGAUCUUGUACUGUACACUACCAAGGGCAUUUAUGUUGAAAGAGCUUUUUUCAAUGAAGCAUUAUGGAACAAUGUUGUAUUAAAGCUUAAAAUUUUUUAUGAAAGUUAUAUACUACCUUCCAUUUUAUCCAACUAA
Molecule: messenger RNA, 1131 nt
Organism: Saccostrea cuccullata (small rock oyster)
Lineage: Eukaryota; Metazoa; Mollusca; Bivalvia; Ostreida; Ostreidae
Exons: 3
Coding region: 1-1131 (376 amino acids)
Source: RefSeq, a predicted model, not a curated record